Messenger RNA from Entamoeba nuttalli P19, 846 nucleotides. RefSeq lists its product as hypothetical. Lineage: Eukaryota; Evosea; Mastigamoebida; Endamoebidae. The transcript has a single exon. Bases 1 to 846 code for a protein of 281 amino acids. The record is from RefSeq and is a predicted model, not a curated record.
AUGCAAGAAACAAUAACAGACUUACUUAAUAAAAGUGAUAUUGAAAAACAUUGCAUUGAGGAAGAGGGGACUGUUCAAUAUUAUGUCAAUCAAUUAAUUAACACAUUAUUGAUAGAAAAACAAGUCACUGAAGAAGUAAUGAAACUUCAAAACGAUUUAGAGGAGUCAAUUAAACAAACUGAAAAGAAAGAAAAAGAAAUGUAUAAAAAUAAAGAAGUACUUAUCAAAAUUAAUAAUGAAAAGAUUGCUUUAAAAGAGAAAAUGGAACGAAGUAAAGUAAUGUUACAACUUGCUUUUAAACAAAACCAGAUGCUUCAAAAUGAAAAGAAAAGACUAAAGUUAUUAGCACAACCAAAAACUAAUGAGAAUAAUACAAAAAAAUGGAAAGGAAUUCGUAAAGAAGUAAAAGAAAUAAGAAGAGGACUUGAUGAACUUAUUCAACAAGAAAAAGAAAAAAAGGUUAAAGAAUUAAAAAUAAUUAAACUUGAAGAACUUCAAGAAGAAAGAAAAAAAGAAAUUGAAGAAUUAAAAAAAUUAAGGGAAAAACAGCUACAAGAAAAUCAAAUAAAAGAAGAAAAUGAUGACCAAACAUCAAGUAGUGAAAGUGAAUAUAAAAUUGAACAACAAGAUUCAUUAAAAAAACAACCUUUUGGUAAUUCUGUUUUACGUCAAAUAGAAGAAAGUAAUGUUAUGGAAGAAGAAGAAAAAAUAAAUAAAGACAAUAAUCAGUUUAAUGAAGAAGAUGCAUUCUUUCAUUCAGACCAAACAGCAAGUGAAGAAAUUGAAAUGGACAAUGAAGAAAGUGAAAGUGAUUCAACAACAUCAAUUAGUAACGAUAGUGACUAG